Messenger RNA from Sceloporus undulatus (fence lizard), 2424 nucleotides. Its product is annotated as kelch-like protein 12. Bases 313 to 2205 code for a protein of 630 amino acids. The record is from RefSeq and is a predicted model, not a curated record. NCBI's taxonomy places the organism in Eukaryota, Metazoa, Chordata, Lepidosauria, Squamata, Phrynosomatidae. Gene Ontology annotation, molecular function: protein binding. The transcript is spliced from 5 exons.
CAGCCUUGGAGUCAGCAUCAAAACUCAACUGAAGGCCAAAUGCCCAUACCUUGCCCUCCCCAGCCAUCCUCCUGAAUUUCCUCAAAUGAGCAUCCUGGUUUAGAAGGGGGGGAGGGGAAGCCUUGUCACUGUUAAACAAUGGGGCAAUAGUGAGUUUUGCAGAGUUUCUGCAAAUCACCUAAACAUGUAACAGUAGAUCCUGGUUAAAUACGUUCUGACUCAUGAGACAGCUUGAAAGAAAGCCAAAGUAAGUGGGCCCUCGAGGAGCGGGAUAAUCAGGCAAACAUUAGGAUUUCAGUAAAGGCUGAAAUCAUGGAUUCCCUGGGGGAGAGUGAUGAAGAGGAUGACAUACAAAAACCACUACAGUCUCAUGAAACUUACUUAUGUCAAGGCUUGAAACAGCUAUACCAGUCUCAGCAACUCUGUGAUGUCACCUUGGAUGUUGAAGGAAGAAGCUUUCCUUGUCAUAGGAUGCUGUUGGCAUCAAUCAGUCCCUAUUUCAGAGAGGUCUUCAUCCACUCCAACAAUGAAUCACAAAGUGGGGAAAUCCAACUCAAGGAUAUGGCUGCUUCCACAAUUCACAGCCUGUUGGACUAUCUUUACACAGAGGAGCUGCAACUCACAGCAGAGACUGCCCAGGACCUGUUCACUGCAGCUAGCAAGCUCCAGAUCCUUCCUCUGAAAGAAACAACUGGAAGGUUUCUGGAGUCAAACAUCUCCAUGAGUAAUUGUCUCAGCCUUUACAAUCUGGCUCAUCAGCACAAUCACCAAGCUCUGAUCCAAGCAGCCUCAGACUACAUCAAGCAACACUUUGGACCUCUUUUUAAGCAGGAUGCUUUCCUGAAUCUGGAACACAGUGCCUUGACCAAUCUCAUUGCCUCAGACAGCCUGGAAGUGCCUUCUGAACUAGCCAUCUAUCACGCUGUGCGCAAGUGGGUAGAGUUUGCAACCUCUGGGCGUCUCCCCUUAUUUAAGGAUCUCCUCAGACAUGUCCGCUUUCCACUACUCACCCGCGAGGAGCUCAUUGAUGUCCAGGCUGACAUUGCAGAAUAUUACAGGCAUGUGCGCCUGAAGUGGAAAGAGUUGGAUGGAGCAGGGAGGCUGCAAGAGAGUGGUGGGCUCCGGAAGGGCAUGUACGAUGACUGUUUUGUGUGUGUGGAGGUCAAUGGAAACAGAACCCAGGAUGGAGAUGAGCAUGAAUCUCACCUGCACUGUUUUGAUCCCCAGGCAGAGAAGUGGGAAAAGUUGCCACCCUUGAACUAUCUUAGUUAUUCUGGAUGUGCAUCCAUGGACUGCAAACUUUACUUAUCUGGAGGUCAGAAGGACAAUUGCACAUUUGUCAGCACUCUGCAUGAGUACGACUCCCUGACCAGCCAAUGGACACAGCACCCAUCCAUGUCCACAGUCCGGGCACUCCAUCCCUUCCUAGCUUGUGAUAAGAAGCUCUUUGCUCUGGGAGGCUGCAAUGAAUCAGGUCCUCUCUUUUCUGCAGAGGUUUUCACUGUGGCACAGAAUGCUUGGGCUCCUAUUUCUAAUUUGCCCCUUGCCUUGAUGUAUCCUGCUUCAGCUGUGCUCAGGAAUAAGCUUUAUCUCAUAGGUGGGAAAGCCUCCAGGAGCUACCGGGGCCUUCUUAUCUAUGACACAAAUACUGACUGGUGGACUGAGGUGUCCAUGGAGUUUGCAUGCUAUGGAGCUACUGCUGUCUCCUUUGGUAGUGGGGUGUAUGUUUUUGGUGGAUACACAGAGGAACGGGGCAAUUUUUUGGCCCAUGGUGCAAUGGCCACUGAGGAGGUUCCUUCCUGCACUAAAGGGAGCUUUUAUCUCUGUGAGAAUGGCAGAGUGAGCUGGGAAGUCAGUAUACCAGAGCUGCCUAUGGCUUUAGCCUUUGCUAGCGCUGUGGAGUGGCAAGGUAAGAUUUACCUCUUAGCAGGCAAAGAUGAGGAUCGUUCAUAUAACACAAGCUAUAGCUGGGUACCAGAAGACACAAGCUGGACUCGGUGCCCAGAAGAAAUCCCUGUUAGCAAUGAGGCACAAAUUGUCAGCUGUGUCACCCUGAAGUUGCCAAAAAAGCCACUCCAAUUCCUUCUGCUAGAAAAAGCAGCAUCCUCAACUGUUGUUGGGGUGGAUGACGUCAAGAGAGGAGGACAGCCAGGAUCUUCUGUUAGACAGAGCUGCAGCUUUAAUUGCUGCUGGGGUGGAAGGUAAUCCAAAAGGCUUCCAAACAGUUACCUUAGUCCUUCUAUAUUCAGCCAAUGGAUUCCCAUCAGAGAAAUCUGUCUCUUCUUAAAGUAAGACCUUCCUUUUGCUGUCAGCUCUCAUUUAUUUCACUGAUGUUGCCCUCAAGAUAAUUAUGGUCCCCACUUCAGUGCUGUUAAUCCCUUCUUCUAGCUACGAAAGUGUUACAUCUGUGCUAGACUCUUAUUA